Nematostella vectensis (starlet sea anemone) is the source of this 1027-nucleotide messenger RNA. RefSeq lists its product as uncharacterized. The transcript has 2 exons. The record is from RefSeq and is a predicted model, not a curated record. The coding region runs from base 358 to 942 and encodes 194 amino acids. NCBI's taxonomy places the organism in Eukaryota, Metazoa, Cnidaria, Anthozoa, Actiniaria, Edwardsiidae.
GAGCGCGCAAAUUCGAAAUUCGAAAGCAAACACAUCAAGACCUAUCUAGGAAGCGCGCGCGCCAUUUCCAUCAACUGUUUGCUGUCGAGUGCGCGCGUUGUUUUGCCUUCGUGAUUUUGAAUAUACGGAUAUAAGAGUUUAGUAGGGCGUUUCUCCAAUCAUUUUAGUAUGGAUAGCAAUAUUGGUUUUGGGUACAAUGUUGACAAGAUUGCCGACACACGCCGCCCAGCAAUUCAAUACGAAGCGAGAAAUGACGCGGGCAGCCAAUUGCCUAGAAGUAGGGUCAAAACGAUCAAGAGCGUCCGUUCGAAAAAACUGAAGCCAAGAAAGAAUCGACCCUUCAAGGACGUUUAAUUUAUGAGCUUAGAAUGCUGCCCUCGAAACAAUUGCCUGCUAGCCCACGAUAAGGGACAACUACGACAGAAUGGCAUACAUGUCUCUUGUGACGGAAAGAGGAAUAUUAUAAGCUACCAUAUGAAGGACAACACGGGGCUAAAAAAAGUAAAAAAAUGGAAAGUGGCCUUCAUGAGAGUCUUCGGCAUAGGAAAGAAGAAGAUAUCGGUGCUCUUGAAAAAGGUCCAGCCAUUUUCUGGGUAUGUUCUCGAAGACCAGAGGCGUUUCACACAAAACCAGAGAAAAAUCCCACUUCGAAUCAAAGCAGAGGUCGUUGAGCAUUUCAGAAGCUAUGACCGUUCACAGUCCCAUUACGCGCGCGCAUUUACAAAGGAGAAGCAAUACUUGUCAUCUAAUCUGAGUCUUUCACAAUUAUGGCGGGAUUUCUUAGCCAAGAAAGGCAUUGGAAGGGUCGACAUCGCUCCCUUGAGUUUUACUUCUUUUAGGAGAAUAUUCAAAACGUUUAGCCUCUCGUUUCGUAAGCCUCACGUGGACACCUGCCCUAAUUGCGACAGUUUCCAGAUUAUUAUCAGGCAUGGCAACGCCUAAAAAAAGCAGAUAUACAUUAUGACAGACAGACAGACAGACAGACAGACAGACAGACAGACAGACAGACAGACAGACAGACAGACAG